This is a messenger RNA of Ustilaginoidea virens, 3300 nucleotides long. RefSeq lists its product as uncharacterized. The transcript has 3 exons. The record is from RefSeq and is a predicted model, not a curated record. Bases 1 to 3300 code for a protein of 1099 amino acids. NCBI's taxonomy places the organism in Eukaryota, Fungi, Ascomycota, Sordariomycetes, Hypocreales, Clavicipitaceae. Gene Ontology annotation, molecular function: protein binding.
AUGCCACCGUCGCCGUUGCCUUCCACCCAGGCUCCCGAGCCGCGUCGCCCGCCGAGUGCCCGGACCGUGUCCAUCAACAUCGCCGAAGAAGGCUCGCAAGGCAGCCAUCGACGCUUUCAAGUCCAUGUGAGCGAGUGUGUCGAGACCAAGACGGUCACCACCACCACGCGCCUGACCCGCCAGUUUCCUCGCGUCUUUCUCCACGAUCCGACCCCGCUCGAGAGCCUUGAUUCGAGGGAAUAUCCCCUCGCCGCGAAACCCACGCCGCCGGAGCUACUGGCUUUUUCUUACAAUGUUCAGCAAGACCAAGAGCUCGACCAACUCAGUGAUCACGAUGAGGAGGACAAGAACGUCUCGCGUGACGAAACUGGCGGCCGGAGAGUCGCUGAGUCGCCCUCCCAGAUACCGAUUAAGCAACGCAGAAGUGGUUCUCUCACUCCUACUGCCAUUAAACAGGAACCCGAUCUGCAAGAGACUCCUCUGCAAAGUCGGGUUACCCGACACCCCUCACACUCGCCUUCGGAAGGAUAUCCUCGCAUUACCCGGCAAACGCGUGCCGGUCCUGCGGAUGCGCCGACUGUGACUUCAUCGCAGACACCCCCGGCUUUCAUAUCUACCCCUCGUUUUUUCCAGAGACCUGCUCGGUCUUCGAACCUACAUGCUGCAUCCGACAAGCUCAGGCGUACCGUAACCCAAGGCAGCUCAACCUCUGCACCAGGAGCUUCUGGCAGCUCUGCGAACAUGGCGGCUGUUGCCUUGUCCAAUCCAAGUCGCCGAGAUGGCGGGGACCGUAAUCCUUCUCGCGCAGCAUCCAGGUUUCUUGCCACGCCCGACACGUCAGGAAUGGCUGGCUCGUCUCUCAGGAAUCGAUCCCUCCACCUAGACCGGCCGCAACCACUGCCGGACACUUCCACGACACCCGCCGCGGCUUGCGACGAUGCAGGUAGCCCGACGGGCAGCGACUCUCAUACCGUCUUCAGUAGCAAUGUUGCAACGCCGCCAAUCACGGAUGCUGACCCGGAGCCGUUUGGCGACGCUGACGAUUCCCUUCCACAAUCCCUCCGCAGCAUCCUGCAACAUAGACCUAGUAUUGAUGUUGCAGCCGCACAGGAUGCCAGCCUGCCAAGUCCGAGACUGUCACCAACCCUUGCUGCCUCACAGCAGCACAGCGCCGUGCAUGACGAGGAUGCCCCGUCCGGGUUUCAGACGUCCGCCGCUGAAAGUUCGAUCAGCUCCCCGGAAAGCUCCCAGCCUUCGGCCAACAUGCAGGACGCGCAGGCGAUGCACACGUCCCAGAGGUCCCAUGGCGGACAAUUCUCGACGAGGCCGAGGCCGAGGCCUGGGACCCGCGGACGCCACCAUAUGCUGCUUGAUCCAGAGAGUUUUCUUGACGCGUUCGACUCCAUGAAGACGGAGAUGAAGACUUUUAUGAUGUAUCAGUUUCUCCGACGUUGCCCGCGCCCUACACUGCGAGUCAUUGCCAAUGCCGUGAAUCCAGCCCUCCAGUGCGACUUCCUCAAGCGGCUUCCUCUAGAGCUCGCAUACCAUGUUCUGGCGUACCUGGAUCACAAGGAUCUUUGUCGCGCCGCACGGGUUUCGAAACACUGGCGUAACAUCAUCGAUCGCAACGAGACGGGGUGGAAGGAGCUUUUCGACAGAGACGGCUUCGUCAUGGCCUCUGGUGAGCUCAGCAACGCCAUUUUCCAAGGGUGGGGAUGGCAAGACCCUGUGGGACUGAGCGAUUACGAGCGAGACCUGAGCAUGCUCGGCCGCCUCUCGUCGUCCGAAUUCGAACUGACCCGAACCUUUGGCGAUGUUGUGACGCAGUCCCCCAGGAUGUCGAAACGGAAGCGCAGCCUGAACUCGUACACCGCCUCGUCCGAACGGCUGAAGCGACGAGCAGGCACGUCACAAGAUUCCACAGUUGCCGGUGCGCGGGAUCCCGGAGAGCAGACCGAAGUCGGGCUGCACAGGUCCGAGGGGUCGCUGUCGGCCGCUAACGCCGCCGCAGCCGCCGUUCCUGACCCCCAGCUCGGGCUGCCGAGUCUUCGCCAGCUCCAUCUGUUCAAAUCCAUCUACCGCCGUCAUUACAUGAUUCGUCGGAGCUGGACGAGCCGCGAGGUCAAGCCGGGCCACGUUGCCUUUGCCGCACACCCUCGUCAUGUGAUUACCUGUCUGCAGUUUGACGAGGACAAAAUCAUCACCGGCAGCGACGACACGCUCAUACACAUCUACGACACCAAGACGGGGAAGCUGCGCAGCAGGCUCGCGGGCCACGAGGGCGGCGUCUGGGCCCUCCAGUACGAAGGCAACCUUCUCGUGUCGGGCUCGACGGAUAGGUCGGUCCGCGUCUGGGACAUUGAGCGGGGCCUCUGCCAGCAGGUGUUUUACGGCCACACCAGCACCGUGCGAUGCCUGCAGAUCCUCAUGCCGACCGAUAUGGGGUCGGAUGCUGACGGACAACGGAUUUUCCAGCCCGAGAAGCCCUUGAUCAUCACGGGCUCGCGCGACAGCCAGCUCCGGGUAUGGAGGCUUCCCGAGGUCGGCUCCCGCCGAUACAUUCAAACGGGCCCGCCGGCGCAGGAAACCGACUGCCCCUACUUCAUCCGGGUGCUCACGGGACACACGCACUCUGUGCGCGCCAUCUCGGCGUACGCCGACACCCUAGUCAGCGGCUCCUACGACAGCACCGUGCGAGUCUGGCGGAUAAGCACGGGCGAGCUGGUGCACGUUCUCCGCGGGCACUCCCAGAAGGUGUACUCGGUCGUUCUCGACCACAAACGCAACCGCUGCAUCUCGGGCUCGAUGGAUUCGUACGUCAAGAUCUGGAAUCUUGCCACGGGCGAGUGCACUCAUACCCUCGAGGGCCAUUCUCUUCUUGUCGGUCUACUGGACCUCCGCGACGACCGACUCGUGUCUGCGGCGGCGGACUCUACCCUCCGAGUGUGGGACCCCGAGACGGGCCGGUGUAAGAACACGCUCAUGGCGCAUACCGGAGCCAUUACCUGUUUCCAGCACGACGGGCAAAAGGUCAUCAGCGGCAGCGAGAAGACGGUGAAGAUGUGGGACGUCAGGACAGGCGAGUGUGUGCAGGACUUGCUGACGGAUCUGACGGGGGUGUGGCAGGUGAAGUUUGACGGAAGAAGAUGUGUGGCGGCGGUUCAGCGGGACCAGCUGACGUAUAUUGAGAUUCUGGAUUUCGGAGCUAUCCGUGACGGCCGACCCACCGAAGAACUGGGCAAGCGGAUAUUAUUGAACGAGCACGAGGUACGAGAGAUUGUGGCAGAUGGUGUACUCUGA